Gopherus evgoodei (Goodes thornscrub tortoise) is the source of this 1781-nucleotide messenger RNA. RefSeq names its product STAM binding protein like 1 (gene STAMBPL1). Lineage: Eukaryota; Metazoa; Chordata; Testudines; Testudinidae. Gene Ontology annotation, cellular component: membrane; endosome. Gene Ontology annotation, molecular function: K63-linked deubiquitinase activity; protein binding; metal-dependent deubiquitinase activity. The record is from RefSeq and is a predicted model, not a curated record. The coding region runs from base 101 to 1456 and encodes 451 amino acids. Gene Ontology annotation, biological process: protein K63-linked deubiquitination. The transcript has 12 exons.
UGCGUCCCGGUGCGACGCGCUUGCCGCUCGCAGCCCCCGCCCGCCGUCCCGCGGAUGCGAGCCCCAGCAGCCUGCGCCGGGGGACCAGCCUGGCUUCCUGAUGGAGAGAUUGAAAAGAAAUAGUAAUCUUCUUGGUUUGCAGACCAUGGGCAACAUGGAACAGCCAUUCACUGUUAGUUCAUUGAAAAAGUUAGCAGCUAUGCCUGACCACACAGAUGUUUCAGUGAGCCCAGAGGAGCGAGUACGUGCCUUAAGCAAGCUUGCAUGUAACAUCACAAUCAAUGAGGAUAUUACGCCACAUCGUUACUUUAGAUCUGGAGUAGAGAUGGAGCGCAUGGCAUCUGUAUAUUUGGAGGAAGGAAACCUGGAGAAUGCUUUUGUUCUUUAUAAUAAAUUUAUAACUUUAUUUGUAGAAAAGCUUCCCGGUCACCGAGACUAUCAGCAAUGUGCAGUACCAGAAAAACAGGAUAUCAUGAAGAAACUGAAAGAGGUUGCGUUUCCAAGGACAGAUGAAUUGAAGAAGGAUCUUUUGAAGAAAUAUAAUGCAGAAUACCAAGAAUAUAUGCAAGACAAAAACAAAUGUAAAGCUGAAUUCUUAAAGAAACUGGAGCAGCAGAGGUUGAUAGAAGCAGAAAAGAAGAGAAUUGCACAGAUGCGACAACAGCAGCUGGAAACAGAGCAGUUUCAGUUCUUUGAAAAUCAGCUUAAGAAGCAAGAACUAGCCCGAGAUCAGAAAAUUAGAGAGAAUAUGGUUAUGUCUGAGCAGAUUGAUGGAAGUGUGUUGUCUUGCAUUUCUAUGCAUCAGAAUAACUCCUUAUCUACUGCAAUUUCUGAGAAAGCCAGUAAAAGUGAUGCCUCUGUUUCUGCUGGACAGUCUCCUCCAGUAAACCAGGCCUUAAAGCCAGCAGCCACUUUAAGCACUAUUCAGAAUCAAGUGGCUGAAGCACUCCGAGGUGUAGUUUUACCCACAGAUCUUUGUCACAAAUUUCUGCUGCUAGCGGAGGCAAAUACAGUAAGAGGAAUAGAGACAUGUGGAAUUCUCUGUGGAAAACUGACACAUAAUGAAUUUACUAUUACCCAUGUAAUAGUGCCAAAGCAGUCUGCAGGACCAGAUUAUUGCGACAUGGAGAAUGUGGAAGAAUUAUUCAGCAUUCAGGAUCAACACAAUCUCCUCACUUUGGGGUGGAUCCAUACGCAUCCAACACAAACAGCAUUCUUAUCCAGUGUUGAUCUUCAUACUCAUUGUUCUUAUCAGCUAAUGUUACCAGAGGCUAUUGCAAUUGUUUGUUCACCAAAACAUAAUGACACUGGGAUCUUCAGACUUACUGAUGCUGGCAUGCUUGAAGUUUCUGCUUGUAAAAAGAAGGGGUUUCACCCACAUACUAAGGAGCCUAGACUAUUUAAUAGUUCCCAAAUAUGGAAACAGGGCUACUGGAGUGUUAACCAGAAUGGAUAAAUAAGAACACAGACUUACUGCACCUAUAGACAUGUAAACAUGUAGUUGGGACAGAAACAAAAAUAAUUGUGCUGGAUCUGAGGUGUUGCUGAUGGAAGACAAAUGGCCUACCAGACAGAUGCCCCAAGUAGAAAAAUGGCUACCGGAUUUUCCAAUGAUGUUUUUCAGCAAUUACUGAUGUAUUAUAUUUAUACAUUUUAGAUUUAAUGAUUUGAUAUUUAUUGCUCUUGCCAUUUUUCGAGUUUUGUUGUUCUGUCAAGACAGAGUUCAUAGUGAAUUAAAACAAAAGCUGUACAUGUAUCUGAAUAAUAUGAUACAACAAUAA